Messenger RNA from Orbilia oligospora ATCC 24927, 3858 nucleotides. RefSeq lists its product as uncharacterized. The record is from RefSeq and is a predicted model, not a curated record. Bases 1 to 3858 code for a protein of 1285 amino acids. Gene Ontology annotation, molecular function: ADP binding; protein binding; catalytic activity. Lineage: Eukaryota; Fungi; Ascomycota; Orbiliomycetes; Orbiliales; Orbiliaceae. The transcript has 5 exons. Gene Ontology annotation, biological process: nucleoside metabolic process. Gene Ontology annotation, cellular component: kinesin complex.
AUGGCGACCAAACUCCAGAGAUCUAGAAAUGACUACACCGUCGGUUGGAUUUGCGCUAUUCCUAUAGAAAUAGAGGCUGCGCGUAAAAUUCUAGACAUAGUUCAUCCCAAACUGAAGGUUCCCCCCGACGACGAAAAUUGCUACGAAUUUGGCGAAAUCAAUGGUCACAAUGUGGUCAUUUCAUGGCUUCCCCGAACCAAAUAUGGAACAACGAACGCCGCUCUCGUUGCUAAUUGCAUGCGCAAGACCUUUAAAAGACUAAGAUUUGGUUUGAUGAUUGGAGUCGGCGGAGGUGCCCCGAGUCCGUUCAAUGAUAUCCGCCUCGGUGAUAUAGUGGUUAGCCAACCGACGGAUCGCUCUGGCGGAGUGAUCCAGUACGACUUUGGCAAAGCGAUGGAAAAGGGUGAAUUCAAAAUGAUAGGGUCUUUGAAUGCGCCUCCACGUAUCCUAUUAAGUGGUGUGGCCGCCAUGGCCGCCAUAGACCCAAUAAAGCUAGGUAGAAGGAUUUUUGAUGUAGCUUGGGACAUUGAAAAGGAAGACGAGGAAAGAGGCGGAAGGUUUUCCUAUCCUGGUGAAGAUACUGACAAGCUAUUUCGCGGAAACUACCUUCACGUUCCCGGCGAGGGGCGAUGGGUGGAUACGUGUAACGCAUGCGCAUGCGAUACAUCUAACAUUGUUACGCGCUCAAAAAGACAAUCCAGUCACCCGCAAAUCCACUACGGUGUCAUAGUUUCGGGAAACCAAGUUAUGAAAGAUGGAGUUAAGAGAGAUCAAAUCAGUACUGAGACGGGGGCUCUUUGUUUUGAAAUGGAAGCAGCAGGUCUGAUGGAUAACUUCCCUUGUCUUGUGGUUCGAGGAAUAUGCGAUUAUUCCGAUGGUCAUAAAAACAAACGCUGGCAGCCGUAUGCUGCGUUAGUCGCGGCUGUUUACGCGAAGGAGUUAUUAUCACAGAUACCGGCAGCGGGCGAGGACGAAACUGAAAUUCACGCCGGCCGAAGGAUCAUCGAUGAGGUGAAUUUUGCUCUUCCGCUACGGAUGCCUUUCCCACGGAACCAUACUUUCGUCGGGAGGAAGGAAAAGCUCACAGAAAUUCAUGAAUAUUUCAGAAGAGCAGAAUUUUCGAACACACCGCGCAUUUUUGCACUUGUCGGCAUCGGCGGAAUGGGGAAAACACAAAUCGCUAUUGAAUAUGCUUACCGACAUCAUGGAAGUUAUUAUACGGCUGUUUUGUGGGUGUCUGCAGCAAAUGAAGAAACCAUACGAACUUCGUUUAUUAAUAUCAUGGAGCACAUCAUCGAAGAACAGGCAAGAAUAACAUGGCCAGAACCCACUCCUGAUUAUGAAAUGAUAAGUCGAAAGCUUGGUAUAGCGGGCUUGGUCAAUAGCAGGGGUGAGAUUAUCGUUGAUUCGGAAAUCAUCAUCAAUGACAUUCAGAAAGCCUUGUUUCGCUGGCUUCAGCUCCCUAAAAACAGCAAAUGGUUGUUAAUCAUUGAUAAUGCGGAUGAUCUGGAGAAUGUCGAUAUACAAAAAUAUAUUCCAAAUCAUGGUAGCGGAGAUAUCUUUGUCACCAGUCGGAGACCGGAGUUCUCACAUGUGGCCGAGCAAGCGAAUUUGGAACAGCUAGACAAGGAUAGCGCAAUUACUCUUUUAUCGAGCUUGGCUCACAUAACUGUUCCUCAAAAAGAUGUUGAGCAUGAGUUAGACGCGGUCGUCACAAAGUUGGGUUUCAUGCCCCUCGCAAUUAGCCAUGCGGGAUACUUUAUGCAACAAACGAAAGUUUCACCCAAAGAGUAUCUGUUGCAUUAUGAAGAAGCUUUCAUGGAUGCACAAGCGAGGGUACCGAGAUUUGGGUGGAAUUAUCGUAGAGACAAAGCUUCGACGACCUGGGAAAUGUCUUUUUCACAAGUUGAGAAAGAGAAUACGGAAGCGGCAUUCUUAUUGCUCAUUUGCUCGUAUCUCAACUAUCAGGAGAUUUCUAAAGAUUUAUGGGACACCGAACGGUUCAGCAGAGUCGAGUUUAGGGAAAUGAUUGGACUUCUUACUUCAUAUUCGUUAGUGAGGGUAGUCGGCACUGGAAUUUUCUCUGUUCAUCCGGUCGUACACUCAUGGGCGCGAGAACGUCUAGCGCAAUCGGAAAGGUUCGCGGUCUUGAAAGAUGUUCUAAUACUUCUCGGAAAUGCUAGUAGGAGGAAUCAGAUUUCACGAGCCGGUAGUAAUUGGGACCCACGCGAAGAAAGAAUAAUUCUAGCUCAUCUCGGAUAUCUUGAUCAACACUUCGACCCUAGCGCCUCGGAAAGUUUCUUUCAUCAAGAAGAGAUCAAACCCGGCGCCGAAACUACAGCAGAAAACCAAAAUCUGGUUAUUGCAUUCUACAACAUUGCAUUGGUCUAUAGAAACGGCGGGAAGUACGAUAAGGCUAUACAAUGGUAUGAGCAAGUGCUUCCUAGGUAUGAAAAGGCUUUCGGAAAAGAUCAUAUAUCAACACUUCAAGUUAUUACCGACAUCGCCGCGGUAUAUCAUAGUCAAGGCGAUUAUGAUACGGCUUUACAUUAUUAUAAGCAAGCAUUCUUUAGUUGUAAGAAAACUUUCGGAAAAAAUCAUUUGGUCACACUUUGCGCUAUGGGCAAUAUUUCGUCACUUUAUAUUGAUCAGCACAGAUACAAUAAAGCCGGGAAAUAUUACCAGCGGUUACUCGUCGGUUGUCGGAGACAUAACCUCAGCGAAAACGAUUCUUUAAUAUUGAUGGCUAUUAGCGGCAUUGCAAUGGUUUAUGGUAAGUUAGGCGAGUAUGAUGAAGCUUUACGAUGGUACGAGCGAGCGAUCGCUAUUUCAGAGAAAAUUUUUGGAAAGGACCACCCGUCAACGCUUCACACUGUUAGUAAAUUGGCAUCAAUUUAUUACAAACAAAAAAUAUACAAUGUAGCUAUGCAGUUGUAUAAGCAAGUGCUUGAUGGUAGGGAGAAAGUUUUGGGAGAAGACCAUCCGUUAACUCUUGAGGCCAUUAACAGCUUGGCAUUAGUCUAUCAAGGUCAGGAAUCAUACGAUAUGGCUAUCCAAUUGUUCAAGCAAGUUCUUACUAGUGGCGAGAAAUGCUUGGGGGAAGAUCACCCGUUAACACUUGCUGCCAUUUGCAAUAUUUCAUCGACUUAUGCUCAAAGAAACAGAGACGAAGAGGCUAUUCAGUGGGCUAGACGAGCACUUACGAGUCACGAGAAAGUUUUCGGCACGCAUCACCCACAAACAGUCGCUUUGACCAACAAUAUAGCGUCUCUCUACCGUCGACAGGGCAAAUUCAAGAAGGCCUUGCUGUGGUGCAAGCGCGCGCUUAUCGGCAAGGGAAAGACAUUAGGCGGACCAAAGCUCUCUGGUCAAGAUUAUUUACAAAUGUUCGACUUGGUUCACUCCAUCGCAUCGAUAUAUCUUCGCCUAGGUCAAUCCAACGAGGCCAUAAAAUGGUACAAGCGUGCACUCAUCAGCAAGGCGAAAGCUUUAGCCAAUAGAACGGUUUCAGGUGAAGAUUACCAAUUAACUCUCGAUAGCAUCCACUACAUGGUGGCGCAAAUUGCAUCAAUCUAUAAACACCACGGCAAGUACGAUAAGGCUAUUCAAUGGUACAAGCGAGAACUCUUCAGCAGGAGAAGAAUCUUUGGCAGAAUUCACCCGUCAACAGUUAACGCAAUUAGAGACAUAGCAUCUCUCUAUAAGAAAAAAGGCAUGCGCAAUAAGGCAAUGAGGUGGUACAAGCGCUGCAAACGGUUGGCCACGGUCGAGGGUAGGGGCUUUGGGCGAACAUUACCCUCCAACCUCGUUGAAAUACCUGUAUAUCUACCAAAAAAGCGCACCAAGCCGUCUCCAUGA